AUAGAUGGCCAAUGAAAAAACUAUAUUCCAGCAUAACCAAACAGGGAAGAAAGGUAAAAAUCAUAAAGGUAGAGAAGAAGACGAAUGGUUCAAAAUUCCUUGUUUCUUACAAGAAAGAAAGAGUAUUCCCCCACUUUCAGCGACGCCUGAAAUUCGGAAUAAUAGCGCGUGGACGUGAACGAAACGCCAAUGCACAAAUAAAAUAAAUAAAUAAUGAUGAAUGAAUCAGUGGAAGUUGGAGCUUUCAAAUAUAGGAGCAGGAGCUCGAGAGCCGAGAAGGGAAGGCAAAAUCCAGGCCACAGGAACCUACGUCAAACUCCACCUUUCUCUUUCCAUUUCGCAGCCGAAAUAUUCGGACUCUACUUCAAAUAUGGGAAGAGGAAAGUUCAAGGGCAAGCCCACCGGUCAUCGCAACUUCUCUACACACGAAGAACUCAGUGCUUUGCGUCUGUACUUCUAAUGGUUGCAGUUUCCGGCAGCUCUUCGCGCCCACGAACUUUUAAGAGGGAAGAAGUCAGAGAGGAUGCAGAAGAAGAGUCUGAGGAGGAGAUAGAAAAAGAAGAAGAACCUGAGAAGCGGAAAGGCACCCUGGGCCUCAUUGAGAUUGAAAAUCCCAAUUUAGUAAAACCGAAGAAUUUGAAGGCUGGAAAUGUUGAUAUGAAGAAAACAACUGAACUCUCAAGGCGUGAAAGAGUUUCUGAAAGUGCUUCAACUCCCAUCAAUGGGCAUUUGAAAGAUUUCAAAUGCAAUCUUCAGGCCUGUAGUUUGUGCAACUCUCAAAGUAAAAAAAAAAAAGAGGAGAUAGAGAAAAAAAGAGCUCAUGAGCGAUACAUGAGGCUGCAAGAACAAGGAAAAACAGAACAAGCAAGAAAAGAUAUAGAACGCUUAGCCCUGAUACGGCAACAAAGAGCAGAGGCUGCUAGGAAGCGGGGAGAAGAGAAGGCCGCAAAAGAACAGAAAAAAGGUGAGGCACGCAAAGCAGAGAUUAAGAAGAAGCCAAGCAUAUAAAUCUUGGUUGCUCUCUCUCUCUGAAUAUGUAACCCUUUUUAACCUGUACUCUGAAGCUAUUAAAUUCGCAUAAAUAAUGAUGAAGUUUGGUUUUAUGUCCUGAUAAUGUCAGAAAAACUGCAAUAGGUCUUGUUUUGUUAUGGAUGAAAACUUGGUGUUGAACCA
This is a messenger RNA of Carya illinoinensis, 1173 nucleotides long. Its product is annotated as 28 kDa heat- and acid-stable phosphoprotein-like. The coding region runs from base 214 to 1008 and encodes 264 amino acids. The transcript has 9 exons. NCBI's taxonomy places the organism in Eukaryota, Viridiplantae, Streptophyta, Magnoliopsida, Fagales, Juglandaceae. Gene Ontology annotation, molecular function: RNA binding. Gene Ontology annotation, cellular component: cytosol. The record is from RefSeq and is a predicted model, not a curated record.